CCCCUGUCGAUUAACCGGGGUGCCCCUAUAUGUAGAAUCUUAAUGGGCAAAAUCACAGUCGUGUCUCUGAGAAGCUAUAUUUAACAGUCUGUGAGAGGUUGUGGUCAUUAUACAGUCACAGGACUCGUGAGUCGUGAUCUCCGUGGCUGUGUGUGUGUGUGUGUGUGUGUGUGUCAUCCCUGACGUUACCGGCCCGCCUACAUCACCCUCUGCCUCCCUCAGUGACACACACAGACUCUCCAGCAGCUUCUCGAGUCAAGAGGCACCGUUCUGUCAGUGCCGACACCGCAUCCGCCGCUCCUGACGCGAGUCCUCACUGGUAUGGACGCCGGAGGAGAGCAUUGACCAGCCAGGAACCAUGCCUACUGUGCUCGGUGGCAAAGGGAAACUUUCCAUUGUCUGUUUUCUGCUCCGAUGCGCAUAUUCUCAGGUAACAAGAAGUCAACACAACAGCUGUGCCAAAGAUAUUCUGGAGGACAUGACUCAGUCCUGGCCGUCCCAACAAGCCUUAGGGGGUGACCAGGCUCAACGAAUCCUCUACAGCCCUAAGGAUGCAAAACAAGCGACUGCACAACAAAGGCAAGGCCGGGGGGAUGUUCAGCUACGAAUGACCCGCCGCCCUCACAUGGCACCUCACAAAUCUAUGCUCGUCGACGACCUGAAGCUGAGCAGUGAUGAUGAAGACACUUACAGGGCCGCUCACGAAUCCACUUCCUGGGAUAAACACAGCCAGUCAGCACAGCAAGGACACACACAUGGCAGACGGGUGAGACAUUCCAGUUCUGACUCUUCAGGCUCAGACUCCACGGUGGAGUCGGCCAGCAGCAGCCUUCAUUCCCGGAGCCAGAGUCCAGAAGUUCACCCAGAUCCUGCAUCGCCUGCCAACAGGCAUCCGCCCUGCAACAACAACAAGGAGACUGAUCGGCCCUCUGCUGCCCAGUGGCAGUUGGAUAAAUGGCUAAAAAAGUCCCGCAAAAAAUCUGCCAGCAGUGAACAGCAGCAGGUUUCUUCCCAGAACACUGCAGGACGACUGCCCUCUCCUCACACCCAGCACGUACCGUCUCCACUCAGGUCGUGGGACAGCAAUCAGGAAUAUAGCCCCAGCCAAAGCCCUAUUCCCAGCCCACAGUUCAAUUACAGCCACGACAAUACCCCCCUUCCUAGUCCUGGUUACAGCUACUGCCCAAGCCCCAGCCCAUUCACCAGCACCUGUGCAAGUCCUAGCCCUAGCCCGAGGCACAGUUCAAUCCUCAGUCCAGCUCUAAGUGUUUGCCCCAGUCCGUGUGGGAGUCCAAGAGGGAGCAGAAGCCCAAGUCCUGCAACUAGAGGUCCUCCGAAAAGCCCAAGUCCAAGCUUACCCUCUCCUACGAGGCUGCGUCACUAUCCUGAGAGUCAACCUGACCAAACAACCAAUUCUCACAGGACAAAAAUUAGGUCAUGGACUGGCCCAUUGCCUAACAGUGACAACAGGAACAAGCUCACAAACAAAGGUUAUCCUCACCCAACUCAUCAGCACAGGCCCAGGGCUCGACCCACACAGGACCAAGACCAAAACCAAAGCAAAUCCAAGGCUUCUGCUGUUUUGAACUCUGACCGGAAUCACAGCCACAAAUCUAGACCCAAAUCUAACUGUCAUCCAAAUCUUAAGCAGCUCUCAGAUGCCCCCAAAGCCAAACACUCAUUACAUUUUGAGCAAAUCCAGAGUAGCAGAUCCAACCACAGCUCCAACCACAAGCUCAGGCCUCAGUUUCAACCCAGCUCACAACUUAGCCCCACGAGAGCGAAGCACUUAGUUCCUGCUAGUCGUGAAGCCAACACUAGUCAUAGUUCACAAUCUAAAGCUUUCACUAACUCUAUCACUGGUAGUGGGUCAAACUCUAGGGCUAGUCUUAGCCUUAAACCUAGGGCUAAGUUGUGGGAGGCAACAGCAACAACUGCUGUGCAUGUAAAUCACACAAAAGCAUCACAGAGGAAACCCCACAUCAAGGAUCAGGAGGUGGAUCACAGAAGAGAGCAUCCAAGCCAAGCAGAGGCGAGAAGACGUGAGAGAAAAGAGGACGGGCAUCGGGAAAAACAGAAAAAAACACAGGAUAGAAAGGAAGAGAGGAGGCUGGCGGAGGAGCAGCUGCUGAGACGCCCCUGGAUCCAGAGCUCAGCAGAAGAAGAGGAAGAGGAGGAGGAGGUGAUAGAGCGGCAUAGGAGGAGAGAGGAGGAAUCGAAAGGUGAAAACAGGAGGAGGGAGCAGCAGCAUAGACGCGAAUGGCAAACAGUCGAGGCCAAACAGAGACUGCCCACCGAUGCCAAGCAACACCGCAUUAAGGACAACUCACACCUCCAGGGGGCGACAAAAAAGGGAGGGAGAAGUGAGGAGGAGAGCGAGCCACAACCAGCCCCUUCACCUCCUCCAUCACGCUCACCAACUCCUCAAAGACCACCAUCCCCAUCCUCAUCUUCUUCUUUUUCCUCCCCCUCUUCAAACUCAGAUUCAGAAUAUCAGGCUCCGAUCACCAAAGUUCCCGCAGACUCCACCUCUCACAAGAGACUCAGGAAGGGAGGGCAACAAGGCCCAAACAGACCUGAUACCAGCAGGCCUAAGGCAGGGCUCAUCAGAGGCCCCAUCUCGACUAAGUCAAGUGAGGGACAGCAGGGAGACGGGAAGCAAAAGCUCUACACACUAGUCCCUUUUGGGCGAGGUGAUCAGGCCACUGUUUCCUCCCAUCGAGGGCUUAGGAAUCUGGUGGUGCAGAUAGACCUCUGUCUUCUCAAAAGGGUUCCAGACAGCACGACAAGUUCCCCUGUCAAAAAGCCGCCAUCCUCUCCCUCUUCCUCUUUGUUAACCAAGGACAAACAAAGAGAGGCAAUGAAACAUCUGUAUAUACCUGACAGCAAAAGAAAGCGCAAGUUGGAGAAUGGCGUGUCACACAGAGACAGCAAGAGGACUCAUCCUCAAACAAACGACCUCCCUGGUCACACAGAGACAUCAACUCACACAGCAGCGCAUGACUUUUUGACUGAGACCACACACAACGGGUAUUUGGAGGAGUACUUAGACAGCAAGAGGCCACUGUCUCCCCUGUCUCCAUUGUCCAACAGUCCUGAGUCUGCCAAGCCUCCCCCCAAAACAAAGGCCUUAGAGCAGCAUCACAUCCACACCCACAAGAACAGAGACAAGAAUAGAGAUUCUUCUGUGAAGACUCAGCCCAAAACGGAGGUGGAAUGCAUAAAAGUGUCAAGACAGCCCCAGCCCCCGCCUGAGUCCUGGGGCCCUGCUGGACACAUCGGGACCGCACCUAACCACGAAACUCCACACCACGCUGAGUACUAUUUGCAUGAAGCUAAAAGGAUGAAGCACCGUGCAGACGCAAUGGUUGACAAGUUGGGGAAGGCUGUGAACUAUGUCGAUGCAGCUCUGUCCUUCAUGGAAUGUGGCAAAGCAAUGGAGGAGGGGCCACUGGAGGCAAAAUCUCCAUACACCAUGUACUCAGAGACAGUGGAGCUUAUCAGGUACGCUAUGAGGCUGAAGAGCCACUCUGGCCCUGGGGCAAGACAGGAAGACAAACAGCUGGCAGUUCUGUGUUUCCGAUGCCUCGCGCUGCUUUACUGGCAGAUGUUUCGUCUAAAGAAGGACCAUGCCCUGAAAUACUCCAAGGUUCUGCUGGACUAUUUUAAGAGCUCUCCCAAAGUGCCUACUACACCACCCUGCUGGAAUGACCAUGGGAAGAAUGUGGGAGGACCUCUUCCCUCUCUCUCACCCAAUGCCAAAAACCUUGGACGGAGUUCACACGGGGGCAGCACCUCCCCCUCCUUCAUAAGCAUCCCUCAACGUAUCCACCAGAUGGCAGCAAAUCACCUGAACAUCACCAAUAGUGUCCUGUUCAGCUAUGAGUAUUGGGAGGUGGCAGACAACCUUGCAAAGGAGAAUAAAGAGUUCUUCAACUACUUGAACACAUUAUCUGGGCCAUUGACUCUUCACAGCAGCAUUGCUCACACAGUCCAGUACACCAGACAAGCUCUUCAGUGGAUACGCAUUAGUGCCAAACUUAACUAAAGCUGCUUUCAGAGGAUGCUUUCAGACAUGCACUCGACGCUAGAGCUUCUCCGGAGAUCGCGUGAAGGGGUGAAGUCGCUCUGGAGAUCCUCCUGCCAUCUGCCCAGUCUAAUCUGCGAGUGAGCUCAUGUGAAAACUCUGCAUGAUUCACACCAAGUGAAUGGGCGAGUGUUCUGUCUCCUGCAUGCUCAAGCCAAAGCUCCUGCCAUUGUGAACACAUCUUACCUUAACAGUGUCCUGCUGUGUUCGACGUAUGUGAAUAGUAAAGUUGAUCUCCAGGCAUUACUCUGCGUUCAUAAGAAGAAGGGAAUCUUCCUUUUACCUGCUCUAUGGAUCUCCAGGCCUAGUGUACUGUUGAAGAGACUGUGGAUGUCUGUACAAAUGGCAAGACUGACACUUUUAGUGUGAAAUGGAGUUGAAGUUUGUCAUCCUCAUAGGAUGUUGGGAUGCUCGUCGCCUGGGCCUUACUGUGUGGAACACCCUCUGAAGGUGUGAAGUCUCUAAAUGCAGCUUCUUCCUCAUCAGUGGAUUAAUCGGAGGUGUUGCAGUGUGGAAUUCAGUCUCUUGUUACUUGCCAAAUAUACCAUGGAUCAAAAAGAACUUGCAUUCAAAGCUUUUGUCAUACUUUGGAUUUGAUCCUUAUCAAGCAGACUGUUUCUAUGGAGCCAAAAAGAGGAGGAAAACCCCAGCCAAUCAUGAACCACUUUUUCUAGAAUAAAACACAGUUCUGCAUCUUUUGAUAAUGAAGUUUUAAAGGUCUCUUAUUUUUUAGAAUUGUUGAUGUUUUCAUUUUUAUGUGGUUUUACUGUGCAAUAUUUGAUGGAUUGUCAGUUUUUAGUAAAAAAAAAAAAGAAAAGAAAAAACACAGAAGAAUAAACAUUUUGGUAAAUCUAGUUGCCAACAUUAAA
This is a messenger RNA of Solea senegalensis (Senegalese sole), 4956 nucleotides long. RefSeq names its product AF4/FMR2 family, member 3 (gene aff3). The record is from RefSeq and is a predicted model, not a curated record. Gene Ontology annotation, biological process: regulation of gene expression. Bases 359 to 4048 code for a protein of 1229 amino acids. Lineage: Eukaryota; Metazoa; Chordata; Actinopteri; Pleuronectiformes; Soleidae. The transcript has 19 exons. Gene Ontology annotation, cellular component: nucleus; super elongation complex.